Megalops cyprinoides (Indo-Pacific tarpon) is the source of this 2080-nucleotide messenger RNA. RefSeq names its product solute carrier family 41 member 2-like. Gene Ontology annotation, molecular function: monoatomic cation transmembrane transporter activity. The transcript is spliced from 11 exons. The record is from RefSeq and is a predicted model, not a curated record. NCBI's taxonomy places the organism in Eukaryota, Metazoa, Chordata, Actinopteri, Elopiformes, Megalopidae. The coding region runs from base 320 to 1945 and encodes 541 amino acids. Gene Ontology annotation, cellular component: plasma membrane. Gene Ontology annotation, biological process: monoatomic cation transport.
GUACAGACCUGUCGGAGAGAACGGAAAGAGGAAAGUUUGAAGAAACGUAAUCGGGAAGCACUUCAGGAAUCUUAUAGACAGAACAUUUUUUAACACAACCACUUUUUCAGAUCCCUUGUGGGCUCCAGGGCCAGAGGAAAACGACAGAAAAAACGGGAUUGGAAAGCUUAGUCUCCUCAUGUCGUUUCCCCUGCCUCACACAAUAGACCAGUGCAGCCGAGGAGAUGAAGCAGUCAGGCUUCAGCUGGCAGUGUGAGGGUCCAUCCCAUAGGGGACGCUGUUGCGAGCUCACGGGGUGCUAGCCUGGUGAGCAGCGCACAUGAACAGUAGAGGCCUGUCCCGUAAGCCCAUCCAGUCGGGGCGGAUCACCUCACUGCUGCAGACCAUGGUGCCCUUGGGCUACACCAAGCUACAGGAGGACUGGCUGGCUAUGGCCGACCUGGGGGGCAAACAGGACGUGCACCAGAACGGGUUCCGCUCAGACCCGCCCCGCCAGGAGGGCCGGCGGCACUCAGACCGGGCCUUACGGACUUCCCUCAGCCUCUCGGAGAACGGGGACUGCCGAUACUCAGAGGCGGACGCAUUGCUGACGGAGGGCCAGCUCUCUGAGGAGGAGGACGACGAGGAGGAGGAAGAGCAGAAGGAAGGAGAGAAUCAGGGCGUGGCACACAGUAUGCCCAAAGAAUCACCCCUAGCCAUGGCCCUGCAGAUCCUCCUGCCCUUCCUAUUGGCUGGAUUUGGCACAGUUUCGGCUGGGAUGGUGUUGGAUGUGGUGCAGCACUGGCAGGCCUUUACAAACAUCACAGAGAUCUUCAUCCUGGUUCCUGCUCUCCUGGGGCUCAAGGGGAACCUGGAGAUGACCCUGGCCUCCAGACUCUCCACUGCGGUGAAUGUAGGAAAGAUGGACUCUCCCAUUGAGAAGUGGAACCUGAUCAUUGGCAACCUGGCUCUCAAACAGGUGCAGGCCACGAUGGUGGGCUUCCUGGCGGCAGUGGCGGCGGUGGUGCUGGGCUGGAUCCCAGAGGGAAAGUUCCAGAUGAGCCACGCGGUGCUUCUCUGCUCCAGCAGUGUGGCCACGGCCUUCAUCGCAUCGCUGCUGCAGGGCUUCAUCAUGGUGGGUGUGAUCGUUGGGUCCAAGAAGACGGGCAUCAACCCUGACAAUGUAGCCACGCCCAUAGCUGCCAGUUUUGGAGACCUCAUCACCCUGGCAAUCCUGGCAUGGAUCAGUCAGGGCCUCUACAUCUGCCUGGAUUCCCAUGAGUACGUCUCCUACCUGGUGUGCGGCUUCUUCCUGUCUCUGACUCCGCUGUGCAUCUUCAUCUCUUUCAAACACCCGGCCAGCCGCACACUGCUCUACUCCGGCUGGGAGCCCGUCAUCACCGCCAUGGUCAUCAGCAGCAUUGGAGGGCUCAUCCUGGAUAAAACGGUGUCAGACCCAAAUCUGGCCGGGAUUGUGGUCUACACCCCUGUCAUUAACGGUAUUGGCGGGAAUCUGGUGGCCAUCCAGUCCAGCCGGAUCUCCACUCACCUGCACCUCCACUGUGCACCUGGAGAAGUGCCCGAGGAGGCCAAGGGCUGUUACCACCCCUGCAAGACUUUCUGCGGUACAGGAGCCAAUCAUCGCUCGGCUCAGGUUCUGCUCCUAUUGGUCAUCCCGGGUCACCUGAUCUUCCUCUACACCAUCCACCUGAUGAAGAGCGGUCACACCACCCUCACGCCCAUCUUCAUGACUGUCUACCUGGCUGCAGCCCUGUUACAGGUGUUCACUCUGCUCUGCAUCGCGGACUGCAUGGUCCACUCCAUCUGGCGCAAUGGGAAGGACCCGGACAGCUUCUCCAUCCCCUACCUGACAGCCCUGGGGGACCUGCUGGGCACUGCCCUCCUGGCCCUCAGCUUCCACUUCCUGUGGGUCAUCGGGGACCAGGACAGCGACGUGGGUGACUGAGGCGGGAUUGGCUGUGGAUUGAGGACAGGGGGGGUCAGUCGACCACGUCACGUCCAUGCCGACACCAGCUCUCUCUCAGGCCCGCCCUGCGUCUCGUUCACUGACAAACAGGGAGAUUUUUUUUUUUUUUUUGUC